Molecule: messenger RNA, 429 nt
Organism: Dendrobium catenatum
Lineage: Eukaryota; Viridiplantae; Streptophyta; Magnoliopsida; Asparagales; Orchidaceae
Product: cellulose synthase A catalytic subunit 7 [UDP-forming]-like
Exons: 3
Coding region: 1-429 (142 amino acids)
Source: RefSeq, a predicted model, not a curated record
AUGGAGUCCACCGCCGGCGGUUUCGUCGUGGCGGCGAAGGAGGGUAGGGAGGUGCAGAGGGAAGUCGGAGUCUGUAGGAUUUGCAGCGACGAGAUUGGGUUGAAGGAGAAUGGCGAGGUGUUCGUGGCUUGCAAUGAGUGUGGCUUCCCGGUUUGCCGGCCGUGCUAUGAGUAUGAGCGGAGGGAGGGGAGCCAGACCUGCCCGCAAUGCAACAGGCGUUAUAAGCGUCUUAAAGGUAGUCCGAGAGUUGACGGAGAUGAAGAAGAUGAGGGUGAACAAGACGAUUCAGUGGAAGAUUUCCAAAACAACAGCAGAAAGAGGGCAGUACAGGAUAAUCAAGCAUUCGAUACGCAGUCGCUAAAAAGCGAGCAAGCUCAUCAAUGGAGGACCAAUGUUGCAGCUUAUUCUUCCUUUGGGAGUGGUAAUUAA